UCACGUGAUUUAGUGUCGUGGGUCAUUCCUCGCGCAAGAUGGAGUUGUCGGAGUCUGUGCAGAGAGGGCUGCAGACGCUAGCAGAUCCGACGGUUUUCGACUUGAAAACCUUCACCGUGUUCAUAGAGGUUGCUUUUCGAAGUUUACUCUCUGCCCAUUCCGAUCACAGUAUUCUAGAUCAGCCUGAGUUGAAACUAAUCGAGCAGGUGUGUCUGAAACAGUGUCACGUGGCAGUGACCUCCUGCAUACUGGAGGGAGUCAAACUAAACGCAGACAAGUCCACAGUAAGCUCCUGCCUCGAGGACAACCGGUUUGAGUCUGAAAGAGUGGAAGUGUUCUACAGUUUAUUCCAGAAACAUAAAGGUGACCUAGAAACCCUAUUGUCAAGUAUAGGAAGUGGUCCACCCCAUGUCAAUGACGUAUCGUGGCGUCUAGAGUAUCGCAUUAAGAACGGGCACGUGCACAAGGUCAACGAGCCUUCCUACCUUAUUUCCCUAAACGUCGAGAAUGGCGACAUGGGAAGGUCUUUAGAGAACGUUCAAUUUAAUUGUACAAUGGAGCAACUACAGGAUCUGAUGGGGAAGAUGAAAGAUGCGGCCAAGAGUCUGGAGAAAGCUACGCAGUUCUGAACUCGUAGCGGAGACGCCCUGCGAGAACAGUGGAGUCCGGUUUCUGAAUGGGUCCCUAUACUCCUCCCUGCUCACUCACCUUAAAUAUAGCUUACCGCUGACACCGGAAUUUUCACCGAGCACAUUCACCGAGCGUUCAUACUUUUGCUGUUGUUUUAUUAUUUGACAUUAAAUUCAUAGAUAAUGUAGGCCUACAACUAACUUGGCUUGAGUCGUAGGCUGUCUAUAACGAUUUGUAAUAAAGUUUCUAAAAUGACUGCUA
Messenger RNA from Osmerus eperlanus (European smelt), 891 nucleotides. It is a transcript of the gene commd3, whose product is annotated as COMM domain containing 3. The record is from RefSeq and is a predicted model, not a curated record. Lineage: Eukaryota; Metazoa; Chordata; Actinopteri; Osmeriformes; Osmeridae. The coding region runs from base 39 to 629 and encodes 196 amino acids. The transcript is spliced from 8 exons. Gene Ontology annotation, biological process: sodium ion transport.